Messenger RNA from Parascedosporium putredinis, 1071 nucleotides. The record is from the annotation of a GenBank genome assembly. NCBI's taxonomy places the organism in Eukaryota, Fungi, Ascomycota, Sordariomycetes, Microascales, Microascaceae.
AUGCCAAGCCCAAACCUCGACCGAUUGCAACCCCUCGAGAAGACUUGUCCGGCGGAUCCCGCUCUCGGUACGAGCAUCAGCAUCGACUUCACCAAGGGUAAAUCCGAUUACUUCACCGGCAGCGGCCCGACGUACGGCGAUGAGGGCGCCGUCUUCACGGUAUCCAAGUCCGGCGAGGCCCCAACCUUGACGUCCACGUUUUACAUCAUGUUUGGCCGCGUCGAAAUCCGGCUCAAGGCCUCGCCGGGCGACGGCAUCGUCUCCUCGCUCGUGCUGCAGUCCGACGACCUGGACGAGAUCGACAUGGAGUGGAUGGGCUACGACGGCGCCAACGUGCAAACCAUGUACUUCGACCAGGGCGUCGGCCCGAGCUCGCGUCUUCUCAUCGUGCCCGUUGCCAACAACCAAGAGGAGUUUGUCGAUUACGUCCUCGACUGGACGAGCGAGCGGCUGACGUGGUCCGUUGGCGGCACCGUCGUGCGGACGCUGGAGGCGGGCGACGCGAGCACAGCCGAGUACCCGCAGACGCCCAUGAUGGUCAAGAUUGGUUCGUGGUCGGCGGGUGACGAGGCGACGAAUGCUGAGGGGACGGUGGAGUGGGCGCACGGUCCUACGGAUUAUACCAAGGGCCCGUUUAGCAUGUACGUGCAGAGCAUGGCGGUGACGGAUUACAGCACCGGGGACGAGUACGUGUACGGCGAUAAGAGCGGGUCGUGGAAAUCCAUCGAGGCUGUGAAUGGGGUUAUCAAUGGAAAUCUGGACGGUAGCUCUUCCGGCUCGUCGGGAGGCUCCUCGAGCAAAUCUACUACUACUAAAACUACUGCCACCAGCGCGACCAAAACUACUAAGACCUCCACGGCGUCCACGGCGUCUACGGACUCGACGGACUCUACGGGUUCCGCGGAUUCCACAGGUUCUACAGGUUCUACAGGUUCAUCUGAUUCGAACACGACCAGCAGCGACUCUUCGAGCACAACAUCCAGCACGGCGGUUCCCGAGAAUUCAGCCGCGCGCGUGACAUACUCUGAUAUCCUAGUCUUUGCGGUAACGGCGGUGAUGCUUCUUGCCUAG